UUGCUGCUCCAUCAUAUCGACAUUCCAUGUUAAAUAAACAUUCACCAAGAUCUUAUGCCGGUGUAUAUAUAAACUGAGAACUAGCAUAUGAGAGGAAAACAUAACCUAGAGCUUGCUGCUGAGAACGAUCAUUACAGGCAUGACAGGAACUUUCUUUCGAUUUUUCGUGAUUCUUCUUGGCCUUUCUCAUCUUUUAUUCUCGACAGCAGUCCCAGUUACAAGAACUGAAAAUCUUAUGCAAGAUGUGCAAGUUCACCUAAUUACUCAGGAAAAUACUCCUAAGGUUAUUACUGAGAAAAACUUGCAUUUGGAAGAGUUAAACAUUACUGAGAGGAUGGAUUUAGAACUUCAUGAUUAUCCACCAUCUGGCGCAAAUGGUCGUCACACUCCAAGAGCACCAUAACGAAGUGCUGCGUGAUUAAAUGUUAGUUCCGCUAUGUAAAACAAUAUAUUAAGUUGACAUAUGAGUUGUAAAAGCAUUUAUGUUUGAUGAAAAAAAAAGACUAAUUAGUGUUUGGUCAUGAGAUCUCAGGAACUCAUGUAUGGUGGUGAUUAACUUCUACUUAUGUAACUUCUACUUAUAUAACUUCUGCUUAUAUAACUUCUGCUUAUUUUAUCA
Vicia villosa (hairy vetch) is the source of this 619-nucleotide messenger RNA. RefSeq lists its product as uncharacterized. The coding region runs from base 140 to 403 and encodes 87 amino acids. The transcript has 3 exons. Lineage: Eukaryota; Viridiplantae; Streptophyta; Magnoliopsida; Fabales; Fabaceae. The record is from RefSeq and is a predicted model, not a curated record.